AUGCUUUUCUUUCUUUCUCUAUUUCUUUUUUCUCUCUUUCUUUCUUUCCUAUUAUUUUAUAACAUUGCUUCUUUCUUUCUCUUUCUUUCUUUUUUUUUUGCUUGUUUGUUUGUUUGUUUGCUUGUUUCUUUCUUUCUUUCUUUCUUAAUAUUUCAAUUUUCCUCUACCUAUCCCAUAACUGCAUUAAUUCUUUCUUUCUUUCUUACUUUCUUUCUUUCUUUCUUUCUUUCUUUCUUUAUUUAUUUAUUUAUUUAUUUUUUUUUAUACUUACAAAUCUCUUUCUAUUUUCCUUUAUUUUUUAAUGUCUAUCAACUUCUUCUUUCCUCUCUCUUUCUUUUCUCUUUCUUUCUUUCUUUCUUUCUUUCUUUCUUAAUAUUUCACUUCUACUCUUCCUAUCAACUAUUUGUCAUUGUUCCAAAUGAUUUUCUUUCAUUCUCUCUUUCUUUCCUCUCUCCUUCUUUUUUUUUUCUUUCUUUCUUUCUUUCUUUCUUUCUUAAUAUUUCCCUUCUACUCUUCCUAUCAACUAUUUACUUUCUUCUUCCUUCCACUACAUAUUCUUUCUUGCUUUCUUUCAUAACUUUUACCUUGUUCUCUGAAAGUUCCUACUUCCUUAUUUUUUCUGUCCGCUCUUUCUUCAAUUUACCAUAUCCUCGGAUUUCCUCAUUUUCUAAGCAAAUAUCCUUCCUUCUACUCACAAAAUAUUGCAACCAGGGAACAGACCAUUAUGCCCAGGGACAUCUAAAUAUCCUCACUUUUAAUAAUGUUAUUUUCUUCUUCUUCUUCUUCUUCUUCUUCUUCUUAGUAUUUCAAUAUUUUUUUCUCUCGGUAAUUUUUUCCUCUUUCUUUUUCUUCUUUCAUUUUUCUUCUUUUUCGUCAUUGUCUUUUCUUCUUCUUCUUCUUCUUCUUCUCCUCCUCCUCCUGCUCCUCCUUCUUCUUCUUCUCCUACUUCUUCUUCUUAGUUUUUCAAUAUUAUUUUCUCUCGGUAAUUAUUUCCUCUUUCUUUUUCUCCUUUCAUUUUUCUUCUUCUUCUCCUCCUUUUUCUUCUUCUUCUUUUUCUUCUAA
This is a messenger RNA of Acanthosepion pharaonis, 1062 nucleotides long. Lineage: Eukaryota; Metazoa; Mollusca; Cephalopoda; Sepiida; Sepiidae. The record is from the annotation of a GenBank genome assembly.